AUGACCGAAUCAUACGAUAUAGUAGUGGUAGGCGCUGGAUGGUUUGGCCUCGCCGCUGCAAAAGCCAUCCAUCAAAUCCUACCCUCCGCUUCUCUCGCCAUCCUCGAAUCGGCUGAGUCAUGCGGUGGCACAUGGUCCAAGAACAGACUGUACCCAGGCCUCAAGUCAAACAACAUGAAAGGAACAUACGAAUACCCCGACUUUCCAAUGAACGUCGAGACAUAUGGCGUCGGGCCCAACACUCACAUCCCUGGCGCAAUACUCCACCGAUAUCUUACCGACUUUGCGAGGCAUUUCGACAUCUACGACAAGGUACAGUUCCAUACUGCUGUUGAUCUUGUGGAACGAAAUGGAGACGCGGGCUGGCGUUUAACCGUCACUUCACCUUCUGGCAACCGUUUCAUCAACACUGCAAAACUUGUUCUCGCGACAGGUCUGACUUCGACACCAAACAUGCCCUCUUAUAAAGAUGCAGAAUUGUUCGAAGCUCCACUAUUUCACGCAAAGGAAUUCUGCAAAGAGGCACCCAACCUGAAAGUCAAGAAAGCAAUCGUCGUUGGUGGUGCCAAGUCCGCUUUUGACGUUGCAUAUGCGCUGGUCCAUGAUGGCGCAGAAGUCGACCUGAUAGUACGCCCAACAGGCAACGGCCCUGUCUGGAUCGCACCGCCUUUUGUCACACCUUUGAAGAAGCGUCUGGACCAACUUCUGAAUAUCCGCUGGAUGACAUGGUUCAGCCCUUGCCCAUGGGGUGAAGCUGAUGGUUACCCUGGCGUCAGAGAGCUCCUUCACGGCACUGCCUUGGGAAGACUUAUCGUUAAUGGGUUCUGGAAGGCUCUUAGUGGCGAUGUUAUUUCUGCCAAUGGCUACGAUUCACAUCCCGAGCUACAAAAGUUGAAGCCUUGGCACUCUGCUUAUUGGAUCGGCAGUGGAUUGAGUAUCUUGAACUACGACACACCUCUGUUCGAUCUUGUCAAGCAGGGUAAGAUCAGGGUGCACAUUGACGAUAUCGAGCGGCUCGAACCCAAACGAGCAAUCCUUAGUUCCGGCAAGGUCAUUGAAACAGAUGCUAUCAUUUGCUCAACAGGCUGGAAGAAGGAAUCGACUAUCAAGUUCGCAGAAGACGAGCUCGGUCUUCCCUACUCUCCAGACAAGAAGCGUGCACUCAGCAAAGCAGCCGAUGCACAAGUUCUGUCGUUGUAUCCCGGUCUGAAGUCACAACCUGAACUCAACGUCAAGGCCAAGGAAGCCAACCCUCUUCGAUACUACCGCUUCAUGGUUCCUUCACAGAUGGUGAAGACUCGCGACCUCGCCUUUUCAGGCAUGAUAUCAACCGUCAGCACUGCGACAUGUGCCACUAUUCAGGGCCACUGGAUUGCUGCCUUCCUGGCAGGAAAGAUCCGAUCUAUCCCCUCCUCCGAUAAGGUGAUUACAGAUGAAAUCAUGCUGCACACACAAUGGGGAAAGUGGCGCUUUCCAUGUGGCUACGGUGCUGAUCUGCCAGAUAUGGUGUUUGAAGGCUUGCCCUACUGUAACAUGUUGAUGAAGGAUCUCGGACUCAACACCCACCGCAAGGGAAGCCGUUACGCGGAACUCACGUCGCCUUAUUUGCCGGCUGACUUUAAAGGCCUGGUUGAGGAGUUUAUGGAGAAGGAGGAGAGCUGGGGUAAGAUCCAGGGAGUAGAAGUACAAGAGGUGGCGAUGAAGAAGAAGGUUUAG
Messenger RNA from Fusarium venenatum, 1716 nucleotides. RefSeq lists its product as uncharacterized. The record is from RefSeq and is a predicted model, not a curated record. Lineage: Eukaryota; Fungi; Ascomycota; Sordariomycetes; Hypocreales; Nectriaceae.